CUGUCAUCGCUAACAAAAGCGGGAAACUUUGGGCAAUUUUUGUUUACACUUACAUUUGUUAAAGCCUGUAGGAUGAGCAAAAAGGCAACACGAGCAAGCAAACCCAAGCCCGAUCCAGACGCAGAGGGAUCUAGCAAACAGUCCACGGCCUCCGCACUGAAAAAGGUGCUGUUUCUGUCGGAGGAACUGCUGCCCAAGGAUGCGGACGAUCAGCGUCUCCGGCUGGAACGGUUUCACCACCCGGGACAAGGGAAAGAUGCACUCUUCGUCACCCAUCCCGAUGGCCAGAUGAUGGAGCUGCUGGAGUACGCGGAACCACGACGCAGCUGGCUACUAAACAGCGAGGUCUGCUCCAACGGCAGGAUCUACAUGACCUCGCCUGUGGAUCCAACGCUGCUGGCCCUCCACCACCUCCGAAAACACUGUGCUCAGAGAGCAAUGUCGCUGGACAACAUUGCGGUGAAUGAGGCAAGCACCAGCCGCCUGCUAAACGAGUUCCUCGAGCCAGAGAGCCUCAAAUGCGUGGCGGAUGUAAAGAGCUCCGGCGACCAGAAGUUUUACAAGUACAACCAAGAGCGAACGUUGGCCUGGCUGGCUCUAAAGACGCGCCUGGUGGCAGCGAUCCUGAAGGAGAAACAAAUCCACUGCGGGCACAGCGCCCAGUCGCAAAAUUUUGUGCGGAGCGAAAAGCUGGCAGCAGAAAAUGCCAGCAACGAGAUGGACUACACACGCAUGGCCUGCGAUAUUGUGGGCCGGUAUUUGGAUGCGGAUCUGCACGACUUGCUCACCGGCUAUCUGCACGUUCCCAGCGAGAUACAGGCAAUUGUUGAGGAAAAGAAUGCUGCCCAGAAGAGGAAAUCGAAGGCGGGAAAGGACGAGGGCAGCGACUCAAAGAAGAUUAAGCUAAACGACAGCGAUGCCGGCGCGAAGCUAAAGAGUAGUGGUAUACUAGAUAGCGAUGGUGAUCCCAAUGCCAGCAUUACAUCGCCCACGGCGGGCCCACUGAAGGAGCGCUCGCUGACCGCCAAGGAGAAAGCCCUGGCCAAGGGAGCCAAGGGCACCAAGAGCAUCGCCUCGUUCUUCAAAGUAAAGUAGAUUUAGGUACUGCGUAAGUUAAGCAUAGGUUAUUGUUUUUACUCACGUUUUGCGGUCUCAAUCAAAACCGUGUGAGUUAUAGUUCAUUAUUAUGCUUACUUUAUAUAUUACAAAUGCUCACAAAUUCACAUACGUUUUCAUUUAACUUUUUUUUUUUAUGUAAAAUUCCUAUUUAGUAGAAUUCUGCAAUUUUUGUUUUCGAGUUUCUUUUUUUAUUAAGAAGUUGUGAGUUAUUGUGUGAGUUAUUGGUAAUGAAUUUCCGAGACUUGCAAAUUCUGCCAACGUUUUAUAAAUAAAUAUAGCAGUUCUCGCGAAA
Drosophila elegans is the source of this 1411-nucleotide messenger RNA. RefSeq names its product ribonuclease H2 subunit B. Lineage: Eukaryota; Metazoa; Arthropoda; Insecta; Diptera; Drosophilidae. The transcript is spliced from 2 exons. Gene Ontology annotation, biological process: ribonucleotide metabolic process; RNA catabolic process. The record is from RefSeq and is a predicted model, not a curated record. Gene Ontology annotation, cellular component: ribonuclease H2 complex; nucleoplasm. The coding region runs from base 73 to 1095 and encodes 340 amino acids.